AUGGGUAAGUGGUUCAAAGGUGUUUCUUACAAUGAACUUCUCACAGCUACUAAUAGAUUUAAUAGUUCUACCAAUUUUCUUGGUGUGGGAAAUUUUGGUUCUGUGUAUAAGGGAAUCCUUCCAGAAGAUGGUUCAAAAUCUAUUGCAGUAAAGGUUCUAUAUCUUCAGAAAAAAGGUGCAAUCAACAGUUUUGUAGCUGAAUGUAAUGCUCUCUGGAAAGUUAGACAUAAAAAUUUACUCAAGAUCGUUACUUGUUGCUCGAGUGUUGAUUUUCAUGGUACUGAAUUCAAAGCUCUCGAUUUUGAAUACAUGUCUAAUGGGAGUCUAGAAAAAUGGUUGCACCCAUCUGAAGAUGACACACGUGAUGAUGAUCAGUUGCAUGUGAAAAAUAUGAACCUGGAAAGACGAUUGAACGUUGCAAUUGAUGUUGUUUCUGCAUUAAAUUAUCUACACCAUGAUUGUGAAUCACCUAUUGUUCAUUGUGAUUUAAAGCUUAGCAAUGUCCUUCUUGAUGAUGAUUUGAUUGCCCAUUUGGGUAAUUUUGGCUUGGCUAAGUUCCUUAAUCAUGACCGCAGUAUUUCUCGACAGCUUAAUGAACAUGAUGGAAGUUCAACUGCAAUUAACGGGUCCAUAGGUUAUGUUUCUCCCGAAUACAGAUUAGGUGGGGAAGUUUCGACACAAGGUGAUGUAUAUAGUUACGGAAUCCUAUUGUUAGAAAUGUUUACAGGAAACAGACCAACUAAUGACAUGUUUAAAGAUGGUGUAUAUAUUCAUAACUUCUCUAAGAUGCAUGCAAUGCCAGAGCGAGUACUCAAUAUUGUUGAUUUACGAAUGCUAGAUGGUGAAAAUCAUGAUGAUAAUGAAACAAAAAAUUAUCAUACACCACGAGGCGAAAGAAGAAAUAGAGCAAGACAUACUACGAGAGAAAUUUUAGCUUCUAUUAUUCAGAUUGGAGUUAUAUAUUCCUCAGAGUUACCUUCAGAUCGAAUCAACAUGAAUGAGGUCAUUGUGGAUGUGCAGGCGGUAAAGAAUCGAUUUCUUGGGAUCGGAAUGUAA
Messenger RNA from Papaver somniferum (opium poppy), 1056 nucleotides. Its product is annotated as probable LRR receptor-like serine/threonine-protein kinase At3g47570. Gene Ontology annotation, biological process: protein phosphorylation. NCBI's taxonomy places the organism in Eukaryota, Viridiplantae, Streptophyta, Magnoliopsida, Ranunculales, Papaveraceae. Bases 1 to 1056 code for a protein of 351 amino acids. The record is from RefSeq and is a predicted model, not a curated record. Gene Ontology annotation, molecular function: protein kinase activity; ATP binding. The transcript is spliced from 2 exons.